AUGUCUUGCGGCAAGCUCGAUGUCAAGCGUUUCGGGCUCAUCUACGACGUCGAGUCGCGCGUGUUGGCACGAUGCAGCAAUGGCCAAGUCGCGUUCAAAGUGGCGAUGGACCACAAUGAAGUCUACGUACAGACGUUCACGGCGGCUCGCGAUCCACGAGCGCCAAGCGACCUGCUCAAGGCGAUCCCGAUGAUUCAGGCAGCUCCAGACGAGCGUGGUCGGACACGCAAAGCGGCUCGUUGCUGUACUUCCUCCAGAGGCUUGGACAUCUUGCGUACGAAAUUGUCGAGCGCAUGGCGAGCGACCACGCUUCCCGCAUCAUGCUCACGGAUUGCAAGCUCCCAACUUGCAUCUCUUGCGCUCAUGGUAAUCAAACGAAGAACGUGCAGUCAAAGAAGGACACUGGCGCGAUCUCGCCGAUCGGCAGAGUUGGCGGGGGGAUCUGCUCAUACCUCAAGGGUUCAAUGA
Molecule: messenger RNA, 468 nt
Organism: Peronospora matthiolae
Lineage: Eukaryota; Oomycota; Peronosporomycetes; Peronosporales; Peronosporaceae
Source: the annotation of a GenBank genome assembly